AUAUUUAACAUGGAUUCAACAAGCCAUGAGUUGAUUUUGUUGAAUGUAACAAGUUCUGUGACAUCCUUUACGUCUGAGAGACGUUUUGGUAACGACACGCUAAUUGCUGCGCUGAAAGGCAAGUUGGAGCUUAUAACUGGCGCAACUGCGCGCUAUAUGACUCUAGAACUUUAUGACAAAGACAACAAACUGGUGAAAGUACUUGAAAAUGAUGAUGAAACGUUGAAAUCGUACAAAGUAACUAACGGCAUGAGAAUUCACGUUGUUGACAAGGACCCGGCGCACACGGUCGGGGACUUCGAGGAUUUGAGCAAAGUUGAAAAGUAUGAAAUGUCUGAUGAUGCAUACGCGAAACGAGAAGACUCAGUAAGGUCGUUCAAGCAGAGAAUGAAAAUGGGCAGAUUUGCUGAUCAGAAUCCAGAGAAAAUGAAAGAGAAAGCAGACAAGGAACGAACAGAAAAGGAGGCAGCCAAGGGCAUUGCUGUCGGUUCUAGGUGUGAGGUACGUGUAUCAGGUAGUGGAGCUAGAAGAGGGACGGUAGCUUUCGUAGGCGAAACGGAUUUUAAGCCCGGAAUUUGGGUUGGAAUGAAAUACGAUGAACCAGUGGGAAAGAAUGACGGCAGUGUUGGUGGUAAAAGGUACUUUAGCUGCGAACCAAAAUAUGGAGGUUUUGUAAAGCCAUCUGUUGUGGUUGUUGGAGACUUUCCAGAGGAAGACAUUGAUGUUAGUGACGAUGAGGUAUGAUGUAGACAUUUAACGAUCGUGUACAGAGGUAAUGAUCUGUGAAUCAACGAAUGAGUGGUGUCAUACAUGUUUUGAGUUUAUGUGCUUUUGUUGGGCAAAGUCAUAUAGAAAAUACUGUAGCAAGAGCUGUUGAAGUCUUUCUAAAUUGAGUGUGUCAUGGGCACUUGUGUCGUGUGUAUGUGUUAUGUCUGUACAUAUGCACAUAGAGCAAUCAAAUUGUAAUGCUUUUAUCGCCUGCUUAUAGACAGAUCGGAGAGCUGGCUUACAAACAAGUGGGCUGGUAGGCUGGCAGGUACUGGUAAUUGG
Messenger RNA from Corticium candelabrum, 1050 nucleotides. Its product is annotated as tubulin-folding cofactor B-like. The transcript has a single exon. NCBI's taxonomy places the organism in Eukaryota, Metazoa, Porifera, Homoscleromorpha, Homosclerophorida, Plakinidae. The coding region runs from base 10 to 744 and encodes 244 amino acids. Gene Ontology annotation, cellular component: cytoplasm; nucleus; microtubule plus-end. The record is from RefSeq and is a predicted model, not a curated record. Gene Ontology annotation, molecular function: microtubule plus-end binding; alpha-tubulin binding. Gene Ontology annotation, biological process: tubulin complex assembly; post-chaperonin tubulin folding pathway; cytoplasmic microtubule organization.